AUGUUAGUUUUCUUGCUUUCACUCACUUUACUAGCUUUCGUUUCUUCUGCUAAACUACCACCUAACGUAAAAUUAUGUUCGAAAAAAGAUCAAAAUUUUUUAAGAUGUGUGGAAAAAAAUAUGAUGUUAGCCAUAAAGGAAUUUGGACCAGGUUCACCUGAUUUGGGUGUACCCAGACUUGAACCAUUCUUCAUUGAAAAGUUGGAAAUUCAUGGAUCUCAAACUGGAUCUGUCCGGUUGGAUCAAAAUUACCACAAUGUUAGUAUUUAUGGUUUUUCAAUAUCUACUAUUUCAAACCUAAGAAUUGAUCAUGAUAAAUGUCGAUGGGAAUUUGACUCAGUGGCUCCAAACAUACGUAUGGAGUCUGAUUAUGCCCUUAAUGGUCAACUUUUAGUUUUUCCCAUCAAUGGUCAUGGAAAAAGUAAUGUUACUAUGGAAAUCGACAUCAAAGGAUCCUCUGAAAUCCACACAACCUGGUUGAUUGGAACCUCCGUUAGGAAAAAAAUCUAUGGUGCCAAUAGAACCAGGAAACCCAAGAAGAUCAUCGUCAGUGUGUAAAACAUGGACAACUUUUGCAUCGUUUUUAUUAAGUCGUUCAUCUUCAGAUAAACCAGUAAAUAUAGGACCUGCAGGAUCUAGUGCUACAAUUCUUGGUAGUUUUUGGUUUGUUAGUUUGGUAACACGUUUUCCAACAGCACCUGCGAUCUGAGCACCCAAAGAAUGGC
This is a messenger RNA of Brassicogethes aeneus, 725 nucleotides long. The record is from the annotation of a GenBank genome assembly. NCBI's taxonomy places the organism in Eukaryota, Metazoa, Arthropoda, Insecta, Coleoptera, Nitidulidae.